Messenger RNA from Aaosphaeria arxii CBS 175.79, 1721 nucleotides. Its product is annotated as MFS general substrate transporter. The coding region runs from base 146 to 1687 and encodes 513 amino acids. The record is from RefSeq and is a predicted model, not a curated record. Gene Ontology annotation, biological process: transmembrane transport. Gene Ontology annotation, cellular component: membrane. Gene Ontology annotation, molecular function: transmembrane transporter activity. Lineage: Eukaryota; Fungi; Ascomycota; Dothideomycetes; Pleosporales. The transcript is spliced from 4 exons.
GCCAUGUAAUUACUUAUAAGCAUGGGGUCUCAGUCGACCAUGAGAGAUCUGUAGGAGUGGACACGACUAUUGUCCUCAUCAAUCAGCACUUCCUCUAUCUGCAGAAAAAUCACUCUUGGCCAAAGUUUGGUAUCUUUCAACCACAAUGGGUCUCGACCUGAAGAACGAGGAUGGCCAGUAUCAUGACCCAUCCAGGGUAGAUGAAGAAGCCAUCGACUAUACCCGCGACUGGACGGUCGAGGAGGAGAGGAGAGCAAAGUGGAAGUUGGAUCUAACCAUCAUGCCAAUUCUUACCCUUGGCUUCUUCUGCCUUCAGCUCGACCGUGGUAACAUUGCCAAUGCUAUCACUGACAAAUUCAUGGAAGAUGUUGGUAUCAACCAGGAUCAGUUCAACGUCGGUCAACAAAUGCUUUCCCUAGGCAUCGUGCUCUUCGAAAUCCCUUCCAACAUGGUCCUUUAUCGUGUCGGUCCUGGCAAAUGGCUCACUCUCCAGCUCUUCCUCUUCGGUACCGUCAGUACCUUCCAGGCUUUCCAGACUAAUUACGCAUCAUUCAUCGCAACACGUUUUCUCCUUGGCAUCACUGAAUCGGGCUUUAUCCCUGGCGGUCUCUGGACCCUUUCGACCUGGUACACCAGAAGGGAAACCGCAAAGCGUGUCAUGAUAUUCUACUUUGGCAACCAGUUUGGUCAAGCAUCAGCGAAGCUACUCGCUUAUGGUAUCUUGCACAUGCGUGGUGUGGCAGGCCGUCCUGGCUGGUUUUGGCUCUUCAUCCUCAUGGGCGGCUUCACGAUCGCCAGUGGUUUCGUCUUCGGCUUCUUCCUACCAGACUCCUUCAAGAACCCGCAUCCUACUUUCGCCCCGAAGUUCAGAAUCUUUACCGAGCGUGAAGUUCGCAUCCUGCGAGCCCGUGUCCACUUGGAUGACCCUGCCAAGAGCAAGAAGAAGAAGAAGAUCGGCCUCGAUGCUUUCAAGAAAGCCUUUACCAAUUGGCGUCUGUGGGCACAUUUCUUCAUUACCCUGUGCAACAACGGACCCCAGCGUGCUUUCGACACUUAUGCACCAUCUAUUGUGACUUCCUUCGGCUUCGGUGCACUUCGCAGUAACGCCAUGGCUGCCGUUGGUCUGUUCCUCCAGAUUCCCGUCUCUUAUUCCUUCAGUUGGGUGUCGGAUCACUACAACCGUCGUGGUGAGACUGUGAUUGCUGGUUUCACAUGCCAUCUCCUUGGAUAUAUCUUCAACCGAAUUUUCACGGAGCUUAGCAGCCGCAAUGUUCGCUACUUUGGUGUCGUCUGGACGCAGACUUUUGGUACAUUUUCGCAUCCGCUCAACAUCACCUGGAUGUCCCUUACUUGCACCGACUCUGAAGAAAGAGCUCUCGCCAUGGCUAUGGUGAUCAUGGGAGCAAACAUUGCUGGCAUCUACGGCGCACAGAUCUUCCGUCGUGACGAUCGUCCCCGCUACCGCCGUGGUUUUGGUGUCGCCAUCGGCGUCCUCGCUGCUGGUCUUACUAUUGCCACUAUCCGCUAUGUCGACGACCGCAUCAGAAAGCGCCGCGAGGCUAAACAACUCCAGAGUGUUUCGUCCGCCGAUGAGAGCAAUUCGAAGGUCGUCGUGGUUCCCAGUGCCGACCAGCCUGCUCCCGUGGUUCUCGACAGUGGCAGACGACUUUCGGCCUCAGGUGCUUGAUCCGUCCCGUCGUUUCUGAGUUCAUAGUGUCGAC